Adineta steineri is the source of this 873-nucleotide messenger RNA. The record is from the annotation of a GenBank genome assembly. Lineage: Eukaryota; Metazoa; Rotifera; Eurotatoria; Adinetida; Adinetidae.
AUGGUUGUUUUUCAUUGUGGUGGAUGUGGCGAAGCACUUAAAAAAAACCAAGUCGACAAACAUUUAGGAGGCGUAUGUCGACGAGCACAGACACUCUCUUGUAUUGAUUGUGGAACAGAUUUUAGUCGUGAUUCAUAUAAAGACCAUAUAAAAUGUGUUACUGAACAAGAAAAAUAUGGUGGUGCAAAUUAUACUGCACCAACAAAUGUCAAUAAAGGUGAAAAGAAACAAAAUCAAUGGUUUGAAAUUGUUCAAUCAGCUAUUAAUCUCAAUUCGGGUAGUCCACAAGCACAAAUUUUAUUGAAAAAACUUCAAUAUUAUCCAAAUACACCACGAAAACGAGCAAAAUUUAUUAAUUUUACUAAUAAUUCCAUCAAAGGUUUUCCACCACGAACAGUAGAAGAAGUAUGGUCUAUACUUGAAACUUUAUUACCAAAGCCUGGAACUAAUGAAGCUAAUCAACCGAAAAAAAAUGAUACAGAAGACCAAAAUACAUCUGAAGUUCCAAUUGAAAAUGAAGAAACGAAUAAAUCACCAACAAAACGAAAACAAAAUUCUGAAGAUGAUGAACAAUCAUCCAAGAAAUCGAAAACAAAUGAUGAAGAUGAAGAUGCUCAAGAUGAUAACAAUCAAGCAGUACCAACGAAUCCUCGUUUUGAAUGGUAUGAUGAAAUAAAACGUGCACUAAGUAAAGCAACUGAUCAAACACUCAGUCUAGAUGUUUUACGGAAAAAGAUUUUCAAACGUUAUAAAAAAUUAAAACCAAAUCAAGAUAAACAAGAUGAUGGUUUAUUUAAAAAAUUAGAGAAAAAAAUUCAACGUGCACCAUUUGUUGAACAAAUCGAAAAAAAUGUAUUUCGAUUAUCUGAAUAA